Salmo salar (Atlantic salmon) is the source of this 1583-nucleotide messenger RNA. Its product is annotated as H-2 class II histocompatibility antigen, A-Q alpha chain. NCBI's taxonomy places the organism in Eukaryota, Metazoa, Chordata, Actinopteri, Salmoniformes, Salmonidae. The record is from RefSeq and is a predicted model, not a curated record.
GCUAGAGGAGUGAGGAGGAAGUUAUGAUUUAGUUGGAUUUCCCUUUUAGAUUGAACACUCAAACACAGCAGUCAUCGUGAAUUGAUGGUAUGAUGAUGGCUCUUGUGUUUAUGAUUCUGCUUUUCAUGUUGAGUUCUACACAAGGACAAGAGCAACAUGUAUUCAAUGUCAUAAACACACGUUCUGAAACUGAGGAAUUUAACAUGACCAUUGUAGUGGACGAUAAUGAAUAUCUCCAUGUAUAUUUAAACAACAAAGAAGGCGUGGUAACGUUGCCAGAAUGGGGAAAUUAUGUAGAUUGUCCUAUUUGCGUCAGAGUUGCAGAGAGCCGAAGAGCAGAUCUUAACAAUGACAUUAAACUCUUCAACCUUGAAACCCCCGAAGCUAAAGUUCCUCCUGAGAUCAAAUUGUAUGCCAAGGAUGAAGUGAAACUGGGAAUAAACAAUUCUCUCGUCUGCUUCGUCAAUAAUUUCUUUCCUCCGCCUGUCCAAGUGAAAUGGACCAAGAAUGAUGAGAACGUCCCCAAGGGGGUUAAAGUGGGUCAAUAUGCAACCAACAGUGAUUACACUUUCUACCGUUUCUCCACUCUGACCUUUGAACCACAAGAGGGAGACAUCUACACCUGUAUUGUGGAUCACACGGCCCUAGAUGAACCUCUAACCAGGACAUGGGAGUUCGAGGUGCCCCCCCGUGCCAGUGUUGGUCCUGCUGUUUUCUGUGGACUGGGUCUGACUCUGGGGCUGCUGGGAGUCGCUACCGGAACAUUCUUCCUCGUCAAAGGAACCCAAUGUCAAUGAUAAUACCCAGUAUACUCUCUAUGUCUCUGGGUGAUAAUACACAGUAUAAUCUCUAUGUCACUGGGUGAUAAUCCACAGUAUAAUCUCUAUGUCACUGGGUGAUAAUCCACAGUAUAAUCUCUGGGUGAUAAUACACAGUAUAAUCUCCUAUAUGUCUCUGGGUGAUAAUACACAGUGUAAUCUCUAUGUCUCUGGGUGACAAUACACAGCAUAAUCUCCUACAUGUCUCUGGGUGAUAAUACACAGCAUAAUUUCCUAAAUGUCUAUGUCGCUGGGUGAUAAUACACUGUAUAAUCUCAAUGUGUCUCUGGGUGAUAAUACACAGUAUAAUCUCCUAUACGUCUCUGGGUGAUAAUACACAGCAUAAUUUCCUAUAUGUCUCUGGGUGAUAAUACACUGUAUAAUCUCUGUCUCUGGGUGAUAAUACACAGUAUAAUCUCCUAUACGUCUCUGGGUGAUAAUACACAGCAUAAUCUCCUAUAUGUCUCUGGGUGAUAAUACACAGCAUAAUUUCCUAUAUGUCUAUGUCGCUGGGUGAUAAUACACUGUAUAAUCUCUAUGUGUCUCUGGGUGAUAAUACACAGUAUAAUCUCUGGGUGAUAUACACAGUAUAAUCUCUAUAUGUCUAAUCUCUGUCUCUGGGUGAUAAUACACAGCAUAAUCUCCUAUAUGUCUCUGGGUGAUAAUACACAGCAUAAUUUCCUAUAUGUCUCUGGGUGAUAAUACACAGCAUAAUUUCCUAUAUGUCUAUGUCGCUGGGUGAUAAUACACUGUAUAAUCUCAAUA